Melospiza georgiana is the source of this 3139-nucleotide messenger RNA. It is a transcript of the gene LYVE1, whose product is annotated as lymphatic vessel endothelial hyaluronan receptor 1. The coding region runs from base 1383 to 2330 and encodes 315 amino acids. Gene Ontology annotation, biological process: cell adhesion. The transcript is spliced from 7 exons. NCBI's taxonomy places the organism in Eukaryota, Metazoa, Chordata, Aves, Passeriformes, Passerellidae. Gene Ontology annotation, cellular component: plasma membrane. Gene Ontology annotation, molecular function: hyaluronic acid binding; transmembrane signaling receptor activity. The record is from RefSeq and is a predicted model, not a curated record.
ACAUGUUUGGAGGAUCUUGCUCUUAGUCUUCCAGUUCUUCAGGAAAAUGGUACAGAAGAGGAGAACGAGCUCCUGUGUCAAUGGAGAAAGUGUUUGGAAGCAGGAUCAUCCUCAUCCCUGCCAUGCCCUAGAAAGCAGCUGAGAGAGGAAGCUGAAAUAUCCUGGGGAGAGUUUAACUCCUGCUUUGGAGGGAGGCCACGUGUCCCAGAGGAGGCUGAACAUGGGAGCCACAAGGGAAAUUGUAACCCAAGGAUUCUGGGUGUAAGGUCAGGAGUCUUUAUUUGCUUUGUGGACUUGGGAGGUCUGGGACGUCUAGUGGGGAGCAGACUUGCCUGAUAGUGGGUAGGAGUCAAUCCUAAAGUUCUGAAUCUCUGAUGGUCCCCCCAGGGACAAACUCUGGGACAUCAACAACCUGGAAAAGAAUUACUGUUUCCAUGGACAGACCCUGAUAUUUGAAUUUUCUACAUGAACAAUUUUUUUGUUUCCUCUACUGUUGUUCAGAUUUCAAGGUUCCUUUUGAAAUUAUUGUAGAGAACAGUUACAUGUGUUCUGCCUUAUCAAAAGUUUUCUGUUUAGCAAUCCUCAUCAGCGUUUUAAAACAUGCUGAUGUAAAAGGUCAGGAAUUUUUCAUAUAGGUUACAAUAAGUAUUUAGGUCAAAGACUAAUUAAUCAUUCAGCAUAAGUCUGCUUUUUUUUUUUUUACCACACUGAUUAUGAAGAAGACACACCAAAAGGUUAAAGACCUUUUGUACUGUUACAGUCCAGAUAAGUGAUCUUCCAGGCAGUUUUGGAGCAGCUGAACUAUAAAAAGGAAGAAACACACAAAAACCAAAGUUAUUUCAGUCUUGCUUUGUCAUUCUAAAAUUCUGUUCUCCCUCUCCUAAUCUGGAAGACCUUGUGAAGGAGCUUGUAUUGUUUGGUGUUGAAAGGUGUUUAUCUCAUUUUUACAGCUAAAAAUCCUACUAAACAUCAAGAGUUUGACUAAAGGAACUUUGCCACGGUACAAAAUGUUGCGAUCUGGCAGGACAAGUAGCAUGCAAUUUUAAAAUGUCAGAAACCCAGCUAUUUAUUAGUUUUCAUGGUAGGAAAUACUUAGCAGAUCAAGCUGUGCUUGUGAAUCAGCAGCAGUGACAUUUUCCAGCAAUCCCACAUGAAAGCUGGUGGAAAGGGUGAUGAGGGAUUUCCGCUCCGUGACCUCGCCCUGCACUGGGACAGCCACCACGCUGCCUCUGCCAUUCUUUCUAUGAAGCACUGCACUGACAGCUGGAGUUGCUUUCCAGAAGUCAUAUCAUCUGACAGCAUCCAAUACCUUAACUUUCCUCAGCACAGGAGACAAACUACCUUGAAUUUCCUACUUUUCUGAGUUUUCCAAGCUGCUGGCAAUGGCAAAUUAUCUUGGAGUUACCUCAGCAGUGUCUUUCAUCUGGAUUAUGACAUUCCUGGCUCAAAAUUACUUUGUAACAGGUUCCAUUAAUUCACCUUGCAGGAUCAAGGGUAUAGGAAUUUAUCUUGAUCAGAAAGCGAAUUUCUCAGAAGCAAGUCAUGGAUGUAAUCAAUUCAACCUAGAGCUGGCCAGUAAAAUACAAGUGGAAGAGGCUUUGAAACAUGGCUUUGAAACAUGCAACUAUGGAUGGGUGAAAGAUGGAUUUGCUGUUAUUCCUCGGAUAACAUCCAACCAGAAAUGUGGUCAGGGAAAAACUGGAAUAGUAAAAUGGCAAGCUAGCAAGGAUACAAAAUUUCAUCUCUACUGCUUCAAUUCCUCAGAUGUCCGGAUUAAUUCCUGUCAACCAGACCCAACUACACCUCCUUCAUCAACUGCAUCAAGUGAUGUAACUGCAUCUUCAGCCUCUGAUUUGACUGAGAACACCACAGCAGUGUCUGCUGAGGCUGUGACUGAGGCAGGACAAUUCCUGAGAAAGAGAUUCCGUGUGGUGUGCGUGACUGAAACGCUCUCACCAACAGAGGCGCCCACCACCACACCAGUGCCAGAGGAGCCCUUCUCCACUGACUCUCCCAAGCUCACUCCUCACCUGGCCUUUAAGAAUGAUGCUGUUGUUUUUGGAGGUAUCCCCACUGCACUUCUUGUACUGGCAAUCAUCUUCUUCAUUAUCUCUGUUGUUCUAGCAGUCUGUUAUAUCAAAAAGUACAAGAAAACCUUACCAUUUAUAAACAAGAAGCAGCAAAAAGAAACAGUUGUAACUACCACUCUCAAAGAGACAAAAUCCAAUGACCAAACACCUGAGAAGGAAACACAGAAUAAUGGAAAUAAGGUAGAAGAGUGUAAAACUAAGCCUGAGGCCACAGUAAAGUGUCUAGAAGCAGAAGUUUAAAGGAAAGAAUGUACAGUUCUUGAUGGAAGUAUAAAAUAAAGCACACAGAACUUGGCAGUGCUUUUAAACAUAAGUGAUUGUAAAUACUCAUAUUUUCUCCAUCUUUAACAUAUGAAACCUUGUUUUUUUAAUGAUUACAUCUUUGGCGACAAAUAUUCUUGCAGAAGAACAUGGUAUCCUAUUUACUUGAAAUAAAUUCUACAAAUUCAUAUUACAGCUCAUUUUUCAUCUUUAAUAAAGAAGCAAUUAGGAAUAUGCUAUUAACCACAUGCACUACAUUAACUAUUUGCAUGGAAUUUAGAUCAAUAUAUACCAAAAAGGUUUUUAUGUCUGGCUGGAGGAUGUCUGCUAGCUUAAUGCCUAAAAUAAAAACUGGCACUGUAGUUCUUCCUCGUGUAGAUUAGCUUAUUUCCAUUCAGUAGUUGCAUGCUGCUUUAAAAAAAAGUCUGUUUACAAACAGAAGAAACAGUUCUGUUUACAAGGGAGUAAAAACUCAAAGGAUUAAUCCACUGUCAUUCAAAUGCCCAAAGAAGGGUACAAAGAUGCUGAUGUGUGUAUGUGUAUAUUCACACAGCAAUGAAUAACUUAGAAGCCUCCAUUGUACCAUAAGUUACUGUUUUAUUUAUUGAAACCAUUAUCAUUCUUCUAAAUGAGAUAUUUGACAGAGGGAGACAAAAAAUCCUUGAACAAGACUUAUACUGGAGAUCUUUUUUGUGUAUUUAUGUGUGGCUUUCAUAAUAAAGGCCUCAGGUGACAUGGGAUGUCUACAAUACUCCCUAAAAAAUAAACUAUGGUGGAUAUGUUUGUCU